GCCCAGAGAGGGCGCCCACGCCCCUGCGUGCCGGGCGCACAGCCCUGGCGACCUGUGGUGACCCGCGGUGACCCGCUUGGGCGUAUUGUAGCUUCUAAAUAAAACGUCUUCGGGUAAGCGUGGUCACGUGCCCUCACAGGCUCCUUGGCGGGUGAGUGUUCCUAACAGACUCUUUCUACAGUUGGGGAAGUUGAGAGAGGUUCAGUAACUUAGCCAAAGUCACGCAGCUAAUAACUAAACAGGACUGGAGCUCAACUUCGAUCCCAGCGCUUCCGUCCACCUGACCGGGCUGCCCGUCCGCGCGCUCGUGGGUGCUACACCGCCCACUCGCACGCAGCUUUCCUGCAGGAGCCUGCGGACUCUGCCCGGAAUACCCGUCGUCGCUGCAGACUGCUACCACCUUCGCCUUUCCAAGCCCUCCCCCAUCAAAACUCAAGUUCCAGAAAACUUUCCCUGAUUCCCUGCAAUCUGUGUGAAGAACACUCCAGCGUGCUGUGGUUGCUUCUCAGCACUUACCGUUUUGUACUUAACGCAGUACAGGACACAUAAUAGGCUCUAAAUAAGUGACAGGCCACCUCAAGUCAUUUCUUUUAUUCAGUCAUUGAUUCAACGCCUACUUUACCCUCUGCCAGGCACUGUUCUGAGCUUUUCAUGAAUUAGAUCUUGCAAUCUUCCCUACAAUCCUGUAAGAUGCUUUUAUUGUCCACAUUUUGAAGAUAAAGAUACAGGUACAGAGUCACACAGCCUAGAGGGAGCCUGACCAGAGGCAAGAGCUCAUCUGGCACAGCUGCCAGAGCCUCAGCUGACUGCAAAACACCUGGCCCUGGGUUGGAAUCAGUUACCCAAGAACUUGGAUUGGCUUUACCUGAAGUGCCAAGGAGGCUGGCAGUGCCAUGGCCUAACUUCUUCCUUCACCAACUAUUGAGUGCCUACAGCAUGGCAUUGUUGCUAGGUACUGAAAAUACAAAAAUGAAUGUCACCAGAUUUCUGUGUCCAGUGGGAACAGAUGUGUUUAAACAAAUAAUGACAAUAUAGUGAAAGAAAUUUUUUUUGUUUUUUGCAUAGAAAGAUUCUCUGAAGAAUAAAUGUUUUAUUGGAUCUUUGUCUAAUGAGGUUGCAGUACGAUGCCUGGAAGAUUAAGUUAACUUUACCUGUUGGAGUGUUGUUGGCAGAUCGUGGGAGGAGGAGCAUGGGAAAUCCAACCAGGCUUCUCGGUGGAGAUGAUCUUUGAACUUUCUUGAAGAAUGAGUAAGAGAUCUUUAGGAGAAGAUUACCUAGAGCUGGAGAGCUCCAUGGCUGAGAGUAGGCUCCGGGCUCCAGACCUAGAUGCUCAGCUAGGAGUUUCCAGUUGUCUGGAAAAAUGCCACAGGAGCUCACAGGGUGCUGGGAGGCAGCCCUUUUCUGGAAAGUCCUUUUACUUGGAUCUGCCAGCUGGCAAGAAUCUCCAGUUUUUGACAGAGGCCAUUCAGCAUCUGGGUGGGGUAAUUGAGGGUUUUCUGAGCAAAGAAAUAAGUUACAUCGUGUCCAGCCGCAGAGAAGCAAAGGCAGAGAGCAGUGGAACAAGCCACAGAGCCUGCCCCAGCCCCAGCGAAGUCAGAGUAGAGCCAGCAGCCAUAGCCCAUCCAAGAGGCAGCCACACCAGGCCUUCACAGAAAUCCAUAGACUCGGUGCCUAUGAGCAGAGGGAAGGAGCUGCUACAGAAGGCCAUCAGGAAGCAGGGGAGCAGCAGUGGAGGAGGCAGUGGAAGCAGCAGCAACCUCCUGACCAACGCCCGCUCCUGGGGAGUGAGGAUUCUACACGUGGAUGAAAUGAUGAUGCACGUGCAGCAGCUGUCUCUUGGUCCUUUAUGUGUGAAGAAACAAGAGCCAAAGAAACCAGAGGGAACAUGUCCAGCAGCAGAGUCAAGAACGCGGAAAGUGGCCAGACUGAAGGCACCAUUCCUCAAAAUCGAAGAUGAGAGCAGGAAGUUUCGUCCUUUCCAUCAUCAGUUUAAAUCCUUUCCUGAAAUUUCUUUUCUGGGACCCAAAGAUGCAAGUCCCUUUGAGGCUCUGACGACCCGAGGCAGCUCACACCAUACCAGAGAACCCAAGGACCAAGAGCCAAGCCUGCAAUCAACCGCCCACACCGUGCCCAGGAGGAAGAAAGGGUACUGCGAGUGCUGCCAGGAGGUCUUUGAGGAGCUCCAUGUGCAUCUUCAGAGCGCCCGGCACCAGGGCUUUGCCCUAGAAGCCCAUCCCUAUGCAGAAGUUGACCAGAUCAUCGCCCAGCUUAGCCACAGCUUUGCAGACAUCCCCUUCCAGGCCAGCCUCCCCAGGCGGUCAGGUUCCCCAGCUUCUGAUUGUGACCCUCCCCAUCCUGAGACUCUACCCGCCAGCCAGCCCUCCCAUCCCAAGACAGCGUCUCCCAGGAUGAAGAACGAAGACAACUGCCAGACACCAGUCACCCCAGAGUGGGAUAGGACAGUGGGCAGUGUGAAGGCACCGGCUGAACCUGCAGGGACUUGCAAGGUGCCUGGACAAGUAGCAAGCUGCCAGGAGCUAGGGGGCUCACUUGGUGUGUUUGCGAACCCCCCAGGGACACCAGUGCCCAGGAGCCCUGCUUGCCUCCUGACCAUCUCCAGCUUUACAGACCUCUCUUCUGGCCCAGACCUGGCACUUGGUGGCCACAAGCGGAAGGUUGAGUUCCCCAGUGGCAAUGCUGAGAAGAAACCGGGGGCCUCAUUUUUUGUCCCAAGAGCCCCCAGCCCCUGUAGCACCAGGACAACCAGUGGUGGGCAUCCUCCGUCCCUCUCGCUUCCAGGCCAUGAGUCCAGGCCUCUGGCCUCCUUCCUGCCCUUGUGCCACCCACAGACUGGCCUCUCCCUCCCAGACUCUUUCCCCUGGCAGCCCACAGACAGAGCAGCAGAGUUCUGGGCCACAUAGCCUCCCUGGCCUGGGGGAGGGUGGCCCCCAGGGCCUGAGGAUUCUGAGUGUGCAGCCCCUGGCCCUGUGUCCCAGCAGACUGGUCAGCUCCCCAGCUGCCCUGAGCUCCCGGCCAGCCAUCAGCCCACCUGCACUCAGCUGCCAGCACACAGCCCCCAGGGGGCCUACAGAGGGCAAGUCUACCUCUCUCCCCCACCCUCUGCCAGCCAGUGGGGGAGCCAGCUGCUCCCAAUGGCUCUGGGCCCCCCAGCCUCUCCAAGUGCCCUGCUUCCCUGUCUCCUAGUCCCAGCCCCAGCCCAAUGCAGGCAGAGAGCUGUUCCUGUGAGUCCCCAAGGUACUCAGCUCUUCAUGGGGCCAGACAGCUCCAGACUGAAGGGCCACAAAUACUAGUUAUACCUCUGCUUAGUGCUGCACCUGGCCAGGUCUGACUAGCACACAAAGACAAGCAGAGCCCCAGGAUAUUCCUAAAGAAGCCAGAAGAAGGCCCGGGCCUGGACUUUGAGUCCAAGUGAGCAGCUGUCACGCUAAGCUCUGUGGAGCGGACAGAGCGAGUCCUCUUGCCCGCCAGAUCUUUGCGCAGGACCAAGAGAGUCUGGGUUGGGGCUGUCCUCUCCUUCCCCUACCUCCAGCCAUGUUCCUGACCAAGCGGCAGGCUACAAGGGCUUGUCCGGCCAUGGCCAGCUGCCCACACCAGAGGAGAGGUUGGCAUAGGGAGGCACCACAAGAAGCUAGAGCAGCAGGAGUCCUGGCCCGGCCUCUUGGCCUCGGCAGGCGUUUGCCUCUGCAGAGCUGAGGGCUAGUUGGUGUUCCCCACCCCCAGCCUCCUUCCCCACAAGCAUGUGGUCUCUCCUGCUUUCCGAAAUGCCUGUGUUUGUAUCCCCUCCCCCAGCCCCCCACGCUCCUGCCUCCUGCGUGCAGAUUCUCAGGAACAUAUGAAGCAGAGGAGGGGCUCGGGCUUCGGCACUUACAGAGCUCCCUCCCCCAUGCACUUAAUUGGGGCCCAGUACUGACCUUCCCCUUGAGCCCAGGAUGUGGCCAGAGACCCCUCUAGGGACCCCUCUCAGCUCUUUUCUGCCUCCUCAGCUCAAGCUGCCCACCCAGAGUUUUUUAUUCCAGGGCCAGUAUCUCACCUGCCAACUUCCACAUUGCCCUCUUCCCUCCCCCUUUCCCUUCUCCUUCCCCAAGGACCUCCCCCCAUUUCUUGCAGCCAAGCCAUUAAUCUAGAGACAGAAAUGGGUUUGCUAUCGAUUCUUUGGCCACUUUUUUUUUUUAUUAUUACAAUUUGUACUGUGGUUCUUCUCACCCUUCUAUGCCUCUGUGUGUUUGUCUCUUUAAAUGUGGAAGCUACCGGAAGCCUGGUGCUGUUCUGUGUCUCCUUUCAGAGGAAGGAAGGGGGGCUUACUGUGGGUGAAGGCCCAAGUUGUUAGUUUGGAAAUAGAGCAACUGUGUGUACAACCCUCCUUAGAGGUCAGUCAUGUUUGGUCUUUGUAUCCCAUUCCCGUUAUGUUUCACAGUUAAUCUUGGUUCAGGAAACAUAAAUAAACUUGUUAAUAACAAAUGGCA
Messenger RNA from Microcebus murinus (gray mouse lemur), 4484 nucleotides. The record is from RefSeq and is a predicted model, not a curated record. Lineage: Eukaryota; Metazoa; Chordata; Mammalia; Primates; Cheirogaleidae.